Phyllotreta striolata is the source of this 288-nucleotide messenger RNA. The record is from the annotation of a GenBank genome assembly. Lineage: Eukaryota; Metazoa; Arthropoda; Insecta; Coleoptera; Chrysomelidae.
AUGAAAAUACUUUUUGGUUUAGAUCCCCAUUUGAGGCCGGUCACGACCGAUUACAACGAUCCCAAUUCGGUGGCUUUGAUGGAGGAACACGUCGAAUUGGCCAAGGAAUACUGGAAGGUUCAAACGGAGCUGGUGUUGAUGACCCAGAAGAAAAACAAACUGUUCAAGAGGCACUUGAAGGAGUUAAAGGAGGAAAGGAAAUCGUUGGAGUUGAACGAGCAAAGGCAAAUGUCGGUGGGACAUCAUCAGAGGAAUUCAUCGAGGAAUCCGGGAGUAUUCUUUCAUUAG